AUGGCGGAGCCCACCGAGAGAGACCAGUUCACGGAUGAGGAGGAAGAUGACUUCCUGGAGGACGGCGUGCAGAGCCUUGGAAGCGAGGACGAGAAUGAAAGAGGGGAAGGAGCGGGGGGCAAGAGGAAGCGGCUGGGGAAUAGCCUGGGCGGGAUCGGUAAGCGUGGGGUGUGCUACCUCAGCCGCGUCCCGCCGCACAUGAACCCGUCGCACAUCCGCCAGAUGCUCUCCAAGUACGGCGAGGUGCUCAGGAUUUAUCUCGUGCCUGAAGGUCAAGGUCAUCGGAAGCAUACUACUGUUAAAGCGAAGGCUUACUCCGAAGGGUGGAUUGAAUUUGCGAAGAAGAGUGUUGCCAAGAGAGUGGCUAAUCUGCUUAAUGGUGAACAGAUAGGCGGGAAGAAGAGAUCUCCAUUUUAUUAUGACAUUUGGAACAUUAAAUACCUCAGGAAGUUCAAAUGGGAUGAUCUUGUUGGUGAAAUGGCUGAGAAAACUCAUAUCAGAGAGCAGAAAUUAACCUUGGAGAUAGCAGCAGCAAAGAAACAACGUGAUCACUACCUGUCCAACAUUGAAAAGUCUCGCGCAUUGAAACACAUUCAAGAGCGCAGGAAAAAGAAGCAGAAGACGGAAGGAGCAGAAGGCAGUAAUGUCCCAGAAACAAAAACUGCUCGUCCAAUUCCUCAAAAGAAACCAGUUGGUGAGACGGAUGCCAAAACUAAAUCUACGCUUUCAAAAGACAUUUUAGCUGGGGUAUUCGGGGGUUCAUCAUGA
This is a messenger RNA of Miscanthus lutarioriparius, 768 nucleotides long. Lineage: Eukaryota; Viridiplantae; Streptophyta; Magnoliopsida; Poales; Poaceae. The record is from the annotation of a GenBank genome assembly.